Neltuma alba is the source of this 746-nucleotide messenger RNA. RefSeq names its product LOB domain-containing protein 4-like. The coding region runs from base 55 to 519 and encodes 154 amino acids. The record is from RefSeq and is a predicted model, not a curated record. The transcript is spliced from 2 exons. Lineage: Eukaryota; Viridiplantae; Streptophyta; Magnoliopsida; Fabales; Fabaceae.
AAACCUCCUGCAGCUUAAUAAAAUUACAUCAAUCAACUCAUUGGAAGAAUAUUCAUGAAGGAAGGUGGUAGAAAACAUGGCGCAAUGUCGCCAUGUGCCGCGUGCAAGCUUCUCCGGAGGAGAUGUGCUCAGGACUGCCUCUUUGCUCCUUACUUUCCUGCGGAUGAACCCCACAAAUUUGCAAGCGUUCACAAGGUUUUUGGUGCCAGCAAUGUCAAUAAAAUGUUACAGGAACUGCCAGAGGAGCAAAGGAGCGACGCGGUGAGUUCAAUGGUAUAUGAAGCAAAUGCGAGGAUGAGGGACCCAGUGUAUGGAUGUGUGGGGGCCAUAUCGUGUCUUCAGCAACAGGUCGAUGUGCUUCAAACACAACUUGCUCUUGCUCAGGCUGAGCUUGUUCACAUCAGAAAUCACAACCAACCUUCUUCUUCUUCCUCAACCCAACCCCAAUCUUCUUCCCAUGACGCCAAGUCCUCUCUUUUUGCCGUCGGCAAUGUCACCGAGUCGUUAUGGUCUUGCUAAUGAAAGACACAAACAGAGAUGGAAUUAAGUGAUGUUUCACCAUUCUCUUUAUCUCUCUCUCUCUCAUAUCACUGGACCAUGCAUGCGGUGGCUAGCUAGAUUGAGCUAUUAUUUGGCUGAUUACUAUAGCUAGAUUAGUUAAGCAGCAAUAAGGAGAAUUAGAUGUAUAUGGGGCAUGCUUUGUUUCAUUAUUAUUGUAAUUAUUACUAUCACGCCUUUGCUUUCAA